GGCAUACAAGGUUACUUUAUAUUGGUGAGGAAGAAGAAAGUGUCUGACAAGAAAAUGGAUGUUGGUUUCACCCGUACCCUGGCCCAGAAGAAAGGGUGUUCCCAAAUCGACACGAGGGAAAACUUGGGCGCUAAGCAGAAGUCUCAUUUCCCGAUGUUUGGUAGGGGAUCGUAACACGAGCGCUAGGUUAGUUUAGUUCGAAUAUCCCUGUCGCUUUCUCGCUUCGAAAAGCACCAGAUCGCUAGCCAUAUAUAGGCGUCCCGUGCUGGUAGCCCAUUUUGUGCAGCCUUUUGGACGCAAUACCCGGUGCAGGCCGUCAUACGGACCAAGCAUGUUCAAUAAAAGGAGGGUCCCAUGUGGCCUUACUGUUACUCUUCUGUUCAGUCUACAGAGCGUUUCAUUGUCCGCAGCAGGAGACUGUGCUCCUUAUCCAGUCAGCGUUAAUCUCAAUAAUGUGACUCUUGGGAAUACAACUGCCCGAGGUGUAUCCCUAUCUGUUGGUAGCCCAAAACAGUCAUUUGCAUUCUUGCCUCAAUGGCCUUUGAACAGCACGUUUGUGUACGGCACUGAUGGAUAUUGCGGCGAAUCAUGGUCCGAGGCAGGCUGUCGAACAUUUCGAGGAGGCGCAUACGAUUCAUCAUCGUCGACAACAUAUAAGGAUGCCCCAUCGAACCAUAUAGAAGCUUCGCCAUAUCCAGAUUUCACAUGGGGAAAAGACGACCUCAUAUUCAAUUCCAAUACUACGCUGUUAGACUUCCCGAUAGGAAUCGCACGAAGCGAUUGGGGCGCGCAAGGAUAUCAUCCCCAGGUGGCUUUUGGUCUGGGCAGGAACUCCACCAUUCUAAAUAGCCUCUAUACCGCCGGUCACAUUGCAUCACGAUCAUGGGCUAUGUUCUGGGGUCGCACAGGUGGCACCGCGAACACACAGCAAGAUGGGAAUUUCGUCUUUGGCGGCUUCGAUAAGUCCAAGGCUUCAGGUGACAACUAUACCAGCGAUCUAAAUUACUCUAACAAGAAUUGCGCCAGUGGUAUGUUAGUUACUAUCACAGAUUUGGAACUUAACUUCCCCAACGGUACCACUGCAAGCUUAUUCGAUGGGAUGCAAUCUUCUGCGAUACUGGCCUGUAUUGUCCCAGACUACCCCGUCUUGAUGACUCUGCCUCGCGACCCAUAUUUUGAGCGAUUUGAAAGCCUUACCAACGAGUCCUUCAGUUACAGAGGGUUUGGUGUCUACUACUAUGGGAUGCUCUAUCCCAAUCCCGACUCCAUAUAUACUGGUGAUCUAACUGUAACCUUGAACAAUGGGUUCUCAGUUCGAAUACCUAAUGACCAGCUUGUCGUCCCAAAUCUCACUAUUGAUCCAUCUACUGGGUCUCUUAAUGCGAAUGGGUCUACUCCUGAACUGGUUAUUAACUCCAUCCAGCAGGUGAACCAAGGCGAUCUUCCCCAGUUAGGCCGCCAAUUCCUGUCCAGCGCCUACCUUAUGUCAAACCAAGACUCCAACACAUUCACCUUAUGGAAUGCCGCGCUUGAGGAAGAAGAGAAUCUGGUCGCGAUUGAUACAAAUAACAAGCCAGUGGACAUUUACUGCGCUGCGACUCCCACGUCGACUUCAUCGUCCACCUCAUCCCCACAUAGUAUAGGCAAUCAUGAUAAAAAGCUGUCUACCGGAGCGAUUGUUGGAAUUGCAAUCGGAUCUGCAGCAGCAUUGGCAAUAGUUGCAGCGGGUGUCUUCUUGGUUGUGUCGAAGAAGAAAAAAAAGGGGGUAGUACGUGUAAACUACUAUCCUACAGCCGCUUAUCGUGACCCUCCGUCUGAACUCGGUCCGAGUCAUAUGGAACCCCACGUUCCCAAUGAGCUUCCUGCUAAGCCGCCAAGUCCCUCGCACCGUUUCGCUAAUAUACAAGAAUUAGCGUAAACUCGUGGGGAACUAUGGGAGCUGUACUGUGUCCACCGGAAAUGCAAUGCUGGAAUUACGAUUUAAUAUAGUAAUUGCAGAUAGGAUCUGUCAAUGUAAUUCAUAUUUAUCAGUCUAACGGCAACACUAGUAAGUGAGGAUAGACUUCAGUGACCCUGCGUAGACCUCAUCGUGAGCACUGGAGUCGCAGCCUGACAUAAUCAGCCCCUAAACGAUCUCUUACAGACGUUUACACUACCAGCGCCAGGUGCAAGGUGACAGCGAAGGCAGAAUUGUCCUCAGGUCUAUAUAACCUAGUUAACAGUGGUAUCAUAGGCUCGAUGUUUAUGUCAAGUCACAGCCCACUCCGGUGCAAGGCUGUGCUGAGGUACAGGCGGUAAGAGGAUUCUCCUCGUUGGGUCAAAACAAGACGCUAAAAUGCU
Molecule: messenger RNA, 2340 nt
Organism: Aspergillus caelatus
Lineage: Eukaryota; Fungi; Ascomycota; Eurotiomycetes; Eurotiales; Aspergillaceae
Gene: ap3
Product: putative aspartic-type endopeptidase
Exons: 3
Source: RefSeq, a predicted model, not a curated record